Messenger RNA from Populus nigra (black poplar), 1934 nucleotides. RefSeq lists its product as uncharacterized. The transcript has 8 exons. Bases 65 to 1525 code for a protein of 486 amino acids. The record is from RefSeq and is a predicted model, not a curated record. NCBI's taxonomy places the organism in Eukaryota, Viridiplantae, Streptophyta, Magnoliopsida, Malpighiales, Salicaceae.
AUUCACCAAAAACGACUCCCUUUUCCCACCGUUUUAACACUGUGAUAGCCUGGCUAUAUAAAAUAUGAAAAAUGAAAGACAGAAAGCGCGACUGGAGAGGCAAAAAAUGUGGAAUUCACUCUCAGCUCUCCAUGCCCAUCUAAUUCAGUUGUCAGAGACCAUUUUAAACCCUCUCUCUCAAAUCCCGUACACACCGCCUGAAGGCACACCAAUCUCUCCAAAAUCCACGCUCGAAUCUCUUCUCUCAAUCAAAAACUCUAACCCUAACCCCAACAAUAAUGCCAUCACCGAAACCCAACUUUUCAAUUCAAUCAAAGACUUCACUUUAGCAUGUGCAUUACUCUCCUCCUCUCAAUCCUCCACCCACGAAUUGCUCUCUUGGAUCCCUAAGAACCUCGCAAUUGAAGCUAACUCGGCUUUCAACGAGCUAUCCAAUGCUUAUGCUGUGAGUGAUCUUGGUGGCAGAAAUGAGAGGAGGGUUAGUGAGUUGUUGGGAGUGAUGUCUGGUGGUGACGGUGAUGGUUUAGUGAAUGAAGAGAAGAGAUUGGUGAUUGAAUUGAUGCCUGAGGUGUUGCCUUUAUUGAAAGAUGGAAUCAAAGAGAGUUCAAUUGAUAAGAGUGCUGACGGAGAUGAGAUUUCUGCCGCGUCCGCUAGGGCUCCUGUUGGGUCUGCGAUUGUAGCUGCUUAUCAGUUUAGAUGGUUUGCUACUCAGGUUGAUUAUCCGCAUUUGGGAAAGUUGUGUAAUUUCGUGAUUCCAUGUGCGUUGACUGCUCUUGAUCACUGGUCACCGCAAGUGAAAGGACAAGGCAUGAUAAGUUUCACACAUCUUGCAAAAAACGUGAAUGCUGCUGAACUUAGUCGGUAUGAAGAUGUGAUUCUUGAUGCAUGCUGUCAGAAUAUUGCUUCUGAUGAUGAGAUAUGGUGUCAUGUAGUUGAGAUGUCUGUACUCCUUGUGACUUGUAUACAGAGGAGCGAUCCUCGCAGCCCUUGGUUUGAGAAGAUGCUAAAUGAGAUGCUAGGUCACUUGGAGCGUCAACCAAGGAACAAGGAUCGCCGUGUUGCAUGGCUUAAAUUUGUAGAACCACUUUUACAUGGUAUUGGCCUUGUGUUGGUAGCUCAUUUUAGUCGAAUUUUUCCACUUUUCUUUAAGUGGCUGCAUGCUGAUGAUGAUGAAACCGUUCUGCUGGUUCUUAAACGAGUCCAUACAGUUAAGAGGUUGACAUGGAUAAGGAACACACCAUAUUUAGAAAGAUUGGUGGAUGAACUUGCUUUGCUGUACAAGGAAGCAGCAUUAAGAGUAGCUCGGGAACAAAUCAGAUCAAGUGUUCUUGAGAUACUGCUCUUGCUCCAGCAAUGCAAGGGCCUGCAAUUCAAAGCAGCUUGGGACAAGCACAGUAAUGAUCUGAAUUUGACAAGUCUUAGUCUAUCAUUAAGUGGAAACACAACAAACAAUGUUGGUGCACAUGUAGAUCAGUUUCAUGGUGAUUCCCUUCAAAGAAGCUCACAGCCAUUGAAACCUCAAUGAGCUUGUAUGAAUUGCAGGCUGCCUAGUCCAAAGAGGUGAGUUUAAACGUGUUGCAUGAAAUAUGCAGCAUAUAAUCAGUUCUUUCUCUUAAUGGAAGGGCAUAAUUGGGGUUUGGCAGAUGUGCAAAUGAGUUGUAUCAAGGCUCUUUGAGUUCCUGUCACUUCACCUUGUCUGUUUAACAAUCUUGUUCUGAUUUUGGCAUGGCUGUCUGUGUUUGUCUUUCUUUAUCAGUACAAUCAGCAGCAAUGAGUUGUAGAUUGCUCCUGCAGUAAUUAUGUAUCAAAUCUCUAAAUCCUAGGCUAGGCUAGAAGGGCUGCUGGUAUGGGAAGAUAUCAAUUAGAUCUUGAAAGUAUUCCCUUUCCAUGUAUUUCCUAUGUUUUUGUCAUGCUAUGAAACACCUGCUUAUAGA